ACGGAGCUUAAGGUCCGACAGGUCUGCCAAGGAUUAAUCAACCUCGCGAUGCUGUGUCGUCGAAGAAUUUGGCGGAUUGUUUUCGCGCGGCGGUGGUCGUGAAGAUUUUGGGCAUGAGGCAUGUCGCAUUUGUGACGAUCGACGAGAACGCGAUAGACUGAAGGAGGAAAAGACCCUGUCUUCGGGAUGUGCGAUAUUUGGGAGCCCUUAGCUGAAAUCUACAUCGCGGAUCGGGAGUGCUCCGAUUCCGACGAUUACAUUUAUUGUCUUUGCAGUAGAGUAUUUAUCCGGACUCCUGAGGUUUAUACAGUCUUAGCUUCAGAAGAUGCCAGUGAAGGAGAAGAUAUCGAUGGAGAUUACGUGGGGGAGAUGUUGGAUCUUUACAAAGAAUCUACCAUCGAGACACAAUCCAUAGAAAAACAUGAUGAAGAACCAGUAAGCUGUUAUUGCAGCGCAUCUCAUACAGAUAACAAUUACUCUACGGACGAACAUGACUCUGUACGCGAUUCAACUCACUGGCCCACUGCACAUUCCUUGACCCAAAAACUGGGUCUACAUCAGUCAGAUUCUGGUGCAGAUCUCUCUGAAUAUCAUGAUCAGCAUGAGGCGAAAAGUAUACAGAAUCUUGUCGCAUCCUACGGGAAGACUUUCCAAACUACAGAGACUGAAAUUGAAAACAGUUACGAAAAUGUAGAUAUGCUAACUGAAUAUAAACAUGUAUCAGAUGACAAGGAGGAAUCAAUGGCACAAAGUUUAUCAAAUAGUAUUAUGCCAACUGAAGAUGAACACAACAAAGAUCUCACUUCUUUUAUGCAAUAUGAUUGCGACUCUUAUAAUGAUUAUUCUUAUUCUGCAUAUUAUGGAAAGAAUAAAAGUGCAAUGGACAUCGCAUGGGAAAAAUUUUGGGCUAAAAAUGGAGAACAGUUAAUCUGGGCAUCUUGGAUCGAAAAAUAUGCAGAUUAUAUCAAUCCUGAUUAUUUUCAGACUAAUGCAUGCAUGGCAGAAGACGAAAAGUCACAGGAUGCUGAAAUUAAUGAAGUAGCCGUAGAGAAAUAUUUUGAGCAAAAUACGUGUUUCCCAAAUCAAGCGCACAAAAACUGCGAAAUUCUACGUUCUAACUUCGCAGGAAUUUUCAAUAAAAGUAACUCGAGCGACGGUGAGUUCAAAUUAGCAGCAAUAUCUUCCUCGAAUACUAGUUUUUCAUUUGAACAAACGGGCAGACAAGAUGUUAAUGACAAAGAUGCGGAUGAAAAUAGAAAGAAAAUUAUCAAUUUCGAGUUAUCACCAGAAGAUGGAGAUGGUUGGAAUCCUUUAAGCCCAUUCAGUAUAGAAGAAAAUUAUAAUCAACAGUCUAACGCAGAAGAUGAGAGAUUAUUAACGAGAUGUGACUCUGUUAAUGGCUCGAUAGCAAAAACAAAUGCGACUUCUGAUUCCAUGACAAAUGUUACCAAAAUGACACUAACUAGUUCUAGUUGUGAUUCCAAUUCUGUUCAUUCGUCUAGUCUCAUUACUUCCGUUACAAGUUCCAUUGAAAGCAGUAUAACUAGCAGUUCUGAUCAAGAAAACGAAUUUUCAGUAGAAGAUAAUGAUAAAUAUUGGCAACAUCUGUGGAAGGAGAAUUUUCAGAUGCAAUAUCAAAAGCAGUAUGAAUUAUUUAUAGCUAAUUUUAAAAAGGAACACAAUAUAGAUCGUGAUAAAUUAUAUUUUAACACGUUAAAUGAACGAAUUGGAGAUUCAAUAGUACUUCAACAAGAUGAUGUAACUCUCCAGCAGCAAGAAAGUAUACCUAACAAGGAAAUUUCAGAAAUUAAUAUCCGUGAAAAUCGAAGAGACGAGAGCACAGACACUGUACAAAUCGACCAAAUUACAUCAAGUAAAGUUAAUUUAUUUGGAAAUAAAAGCACACGAAAAAUUGUAGCAAAAUCUAAAGCGAAAACGCAAAGGUUAAUUAUGGAUUCUGUGGGUAUGCUUAUGAAAAAUCUAACAAUAAAGACAGAAGAGAAUGAGUAUAUUGAUAUUGUUGAGGAAGAAAAUUCAUGUGAAGAGCAACAACAGACUACACAUGCUCAAAUUUCAACUACAGAAACUAAAACAGGAGCUUCCAAUUACAAUUUCAAUAAUAAUCAACAAAAAUCUUUUGAUGAAGGAGACGAACUGCACAAGGAAGUUCAACAAAGUCACGAAAGUAAUUGCAACGAUAAUGAAGAUGGUUUAGAAGCUGUAAAAAGAGCUUUCUCAUUAAUGGGCUAUAGCUUAAUUGAAGACGAAAGCCAAAGAAAAUUGCAAGGCGAAGUUGUGUACCGGAAACGUAAUAUUAGGCGACAAAGUUUUCAGUUAAUGGCAGAACUUAAACGAAUGAAAACUACACAUAAAACCACUUUUGAUGAUGCAGAAAUGAUUACCAAACAUACAAAUAAGACAAACAAAUAUUUAUCCUGUAAUUUAUCAUCGGUACCUGCAGAAAUCGAUGUAGAGUCUAAUGAGAAAGGUUCCUAUGCAAAAGCACAAGCAUUCACAUCAAGCUCUGACGACGAAGAUAAUGUAAAAAAGAUGUAUAAAAUAAAGAAGAAGAAGAAGCAAGUUAAGAGGUUGAAUCGAAUCCUUCCAAAGGAAAUAGCUAAUGAUUAUAAACUGUGGAAGUAUUAUAUCAAACGAUUUGGUCUCUUCAGCAGAUAUGAAGAUGGAAUUAAAUUAGAUCGCGAGAGUUGGUUUUCUGUGACACCAGAAGAAAUAGCGAAAAAUAUAGCUGAAAGAUGUAGAUGUGAUACAAUUAUUGAUGCAUUUUGUGGCGCAGGCAGUAAUUCUAUUCAAUUUGCAUUUACGUGCGAGAGAGUGAUUGCAAUAGACAUCGAUCCCAACAAAAUUAAGAUUGCUCGACAUAAUGCAGGAAUUUAUGGUGUAGAUGAUAGAAUAGAAUUUAUUACUGGAGACUUUCUGCAGUUAGCACCACGAUUGGUUGCAGACGUUGUGUUUUUAAGUCCACCGUGGGGUGGUCCUGAUUAUAUAAAGAGGAAAGUGUUCAACCUUGAAAAUAUCAUGCCCCCUGUUGGUGGAAGAAAUGUAUUUAAAGCAGCAAAGAAAAUUACGGAACAUGUGGCCUAUUACCUACCCAAAAAUUCAGAUCCUCUACAGAUUAUCAAAUUAGCUGAAAAGUAUGGUCAGGUGGAACUACAGCAAAAUAUGCUCAAUGGCAGGUUAACAGCUUGUACAGCUUAUUUUGGUGAAUUGGCCAGAAUAUAAUUUUAAAAAAGGAAAAGAAUUUUAAAAAAGAAUGAAGAGAAAAAUCUCUUAAUUUAUGUUUCAGUUAUAUUAUUUCUUUUGCUUUGUUUUAUCAAAAUCAAAAAUUUUUUUC
Messenger RNA from Nylanderia fulva, 3352 nucleotides. RefSeq names its product Trimethylguanosine synthase 1 (gene Tgs1). Gene Ontology annotation, biological process: 7-methylguanosine cap hypermethylation. NCBI's taxonomy places the organism in Eukaryota, Metazoa, Arthropoda, Insecta, Hymenoptera, Formicidae. The record is from RefSeq and is a predicted model, not a curated record. Gene Ontology annotation, cellular component: nucleus. Gene Ontology annotation, molecular function: RNA cap trimethylguanosine synthase activity.